This is a messenger RNA of Drosophila albomicans, 1048 nucleotides long. RefSeq lists its product as uncharacterized. Bases 78 to 821 code for a protein of 247 amino acids. The record is from RefSeq and is a predicted model, not a curated record. The transcript is spliced from 2 exons. NCBI's taxonomy places the organism in Eukaryota, Metazoa, Arthropoda, Insecta, Diptera, Drosophilidae.
AACAAGUUCUGCUCAACAUUUAAUCUCAGUAGCUGAUCGAAGGACGAGCGUCGAGUGAAUUGUGAAAAGCAUCCCAAAUGGCCCAAGCGACGCCAGCUGAUGAACUCAAAGUGGGUGACAUUGUGUUUGCCAAGUCACGUGGUCAUAUAGCCUGGCCCGCCAAACUGAUCGGCAGUGUCAACAAAACCGUGGCACGCGUCGAAUACAUUCUUACAGAGGAGAAAUCAGAUGUGCUUUACAAAAAUAUCUGGCUGUAUAACGAUGCGAACAAAAAACAGUUUAUUACCAAAGAAAAUCUGAGCUAUGAAGCAUUCGCAAAAGCGAUUUAUUACACCGAACGUCAGCUCAACACUUUCCCUAUCUAUGACGAUCUGCGUUUGCUGCACCAAAUGCUACAGCAACGCGACACUUUGUCAGUGGAACCACAAUUCAUUGCAGAGAUCAACAAACUGCGCAGCUCUCUCACAAAGACAAGUCAAAACUAUAAUAUGGCAUUGCAGGCGUUUGCAGAGUUACUCGAGAUGCCCCAAAGUCAGCUGAUGCUCGUACGCAGUCCCGAGGCUGUGGAGUCCAUUGGGAUGUUGUGUCGCUUUGUCAACCCGGGGUCGAAAAAUCAAAUGGUUGUGGAGAUAGUGCGAAACAAGGCAAAGCAGCUAAUGCAACGCUUUGCGGCCGCAUUUCCAAAACCGUAUCGCAAGGAGAACUUUCGUGAUGAAUACCGAAUGCUCUGUGCGAUUUACAGUCGUCACAUGACGGUCACAAGAAUUGUCAAACAGUCGUCGACGACGGAAGCUAAGCAAACAAUAAAUAUAAGCAAAUAAAUGCCUUGGAUUGGUCUUGAGCCAAUCAUGUCAAGAUACAAGUCAGGUGACAAAUAUGCUUUGUGUGCGGUGUGGUUCGGUGUGCUGUGCUGUGCUGUGUGGCUGGCAGUCAAGAUGUUGACGCCGGGCAAACACGAGAUAAACAAUCGAUCAAAAAAUUAGACAAAUCAUCGUGUGACUGUCGUUGUACAAUAAACAAAAGCCAAAUGUGUUCGCACCGUGACAGA